GUUGCAUUAAUCGGAAUGAGAGGUACGCAUGCAUCAACUGUGACGUCCCCAGCCAGCGUCAGUCUGCUGCUGCCUCGGCCUGGCCCGUCCAAGAUGUUGCGGUCUGCGGUGCUGCUGCUCGGAGUCGUCGUGUUGUGCCGGGCGGAGUUCACUCCACCGACCCUGAACAUCAACCUGGAUGAGGCUCCGGAGAAGCGAUGGCUGCCUCUGGUCAAGGUCUUUGACGUUGACUUUCUGAGAAAAGCCGCCGCCGAGGUCAUUGAUUCUACAAUACCAAAAUGGGUGCAUGAAGCAGUUAAACCUGUUGUGGCGGCCUUGGACAAAUACAUUCCUCAGCCCUAUGCGGGGGAGAUUCGCGGCAUGGCCUCACAACUGGGAAGUCUCUCAGAUGUCAUCCUUAUCAACUUUGCCUACGAAGUAUCUGCAUUUUGCACUAGCAUCGUAGCUCAGGACAAAAAUGGGCACGUGUACCAUGGCAGGAACCUUGAUUAUCCACAUCCUGUUCUGAGGAAUCUGACUGUCAACCUAGUUUUCCUCAAGAAUGGAGAGGUGGCAUAUCAAGGAACUUCAUUUGCUGGCUACGUUGGCCUGUGGACAGGACAGAGUCCAAAUAAGUUUACCAUCUCUGGUGACCAGCGAGGCACUGAGCACUGGUGGAACUGGUGGAAGAAUGUGGUGUCUGCCCUCCUCUUGCGGCGAUCGCCAGUGAGCUGGUUGGUGCGGGAGACGCUGGAGGUUGCAGAGGACUUUCAGGAUGCAGUGAUGCGUCUCUCCAAAAUCCCCAUCAUCACCGGAGUGUAUUACAUUGUUGGUGGUGUGAGAGCAGGGGAAGGGGUUGUCAUCACCAGAGACCGGGCGGGCCCUGCUGACAUCUGGCCACUCAACCCCGUGAAUGGAGAAUGGUAUAGAGUGGAGACAAACUAUGACCACUGGCUUCCUCCCCCAACCAGAGAUCACAGAAAGGAAGCAGCCUGCAAAGCAUUAAAUGCUACUGGCCAAGAUCACAUCAACAUGGAGACACUUUAUCAGGUUUUGUCGCUGUAUCCAGUGUGUAAUAGCAUUACUGUUUACACAACCACGAUGAGUGCAGCAACCCCCAAGAAGUACAAUACACUUGUCCGGCCGCAGGGCUGCAGAGUGAACUGACCGGCACUGAGCCAUCAACAACAUAAAGAUUUUUGCUGCAGUGUCCAGGUGGAGAUUCUAUAUUAAAUGAAUGGGUGUAUGGAAGAAAAUUGCUCUCAAAACAUUUUAGGGUGUGUUUUCUGCUUCUGAUUAAACAAAACUUGUAAUCAUUCCUCUCACCUUAUGUGCCUUAAAUUUUGUAUGUCAAGCUCAAUAAAGUCUUGGUUACCUUAAA
Messenger RNA from Scatophagus argus, 1360 nucleotides. RefSeq names its product N-acylethanolamine-hydrolyzing acid amidase-like. Gene Ontology annotation, biological process: fatty acid metabolic process. Lineage: Eukaryota; Metazoa; Chordata; Actinopteri; Scatophagidae. Gene Ontology annotation, molecular function: fatty acid amide hydrolase activity. The transcript has 12 exons. Bases 16 to 1146 code for a protein of 376 amino acids. The record is from RefSeq and is a predicted model, not a curated record. Gene Ontology annotation, cellular component: lysosome.